Messenger RNA from Panonychus citri (citrus red mite), 1024 nucleotides. Its product is annotated as receptor expression-enhancing protein 5-like. The record is from RefSeq and is a predicted model, not a curated record. Lineage: Eukaryota; Metazoa; Arthropoda; Arachnida; Trombidiformes; Tetranychidae. Bases 154 to 714 code for a protein of 186 amino acids. The transcript is spliced from 2 exons.
CAAUUAAACUAAAACUUGAAAUCAUUUUCUUUCGCCAACAAUUAACCAAUCAAUUGUUUUCUUUGUUCGUUUCUUAACGAAUCCUUAAUUAUAACAUCGGGUUGUCUUUUAGAACAUAAAUAAAACUCAAUUAUCUUAAUUCUGUUCGUCGAUAUGUCCAAAUAUCUUGAAAAACUGGACGAUGCUCUGGACACGGUGUUUACCGGUUCACCAAAGACCGAUAAGGUUUUCAAUUGUUUGGAGAUUGUUACUCAUUUGGAAAAGUUAAAAAUCGCCAAAUUUUUUCUCAUCAUCAUAUCGAUUUAUAUGAUCUUUGGUGCUUUCGCUGAGUUAAUUUGUAACGGUGUCGGUUUUAUUUAUCCAGCGAUUUGUUCACUCGACGCUCUUGAAACUCACCAACCGGAAGAUGAUACCAAAUGGUUAAUAUAUUGGGUCGUUUUUGCGACUUUUUCAUUAAUCGAAUUUUUUUCCGAUAAAAUAUUCCAUGUUUUCCCUGUUUAUUAUUUGGCGAAACUAAUUUUUCUUAUUUGGUGCUUUUGGCCUACCGCAGAAAAUGGUUCCAUGCGAAUUUAUAAGAAAAUUAUCAGGCCAUAUUACCUGAAGAAAAGAGAUUCAAUUAUAUCGAAACCAGAGGAUCCCGAACCUGACCCAUCAGAACGAACUCAGGGAAGUCCAACUAGAGGAUCGAUAAGUUCAAUGGGAAAAGAAGAUUGAAAUUCCGAUAUUCGAAUGGUUUUUUGCUUCGAGAAUCGAGAGCGAAAAUCGUAGUAACACUUAAUUGAAUCGCUUUUGUUUAACCAAGGAAACUAUUUCAAUCUAAUCAACAUUUCAGAGUUUUGAAUGAUCACAAUUAACGAGGUUCAAGUUGAAAAAGCAAAGAACAGAAUUUACAUGUAAAUUAGUGAAUAAAAGUAAUUAAAGUAAAGGAAUUAUUUUAAUAAUCGAUCAAUUUGUUUCUCGCAAUUCAAUGUUUCCUUUGUCGAAUCCUUCAAUUUACAACAAUACACUUUAAUUACUUCGAGUA